Phacochoerus africanus (Common warthog) is the source of this 1134-nucleotide messenger RNA. RefSeq names its product ATP synthase F1 subunit gamma (gene ATP5F1C). Lineage: Eukaryota; Metazoa; Chordata; Mammalia; Artiodactyla; Suidae. The record is from RefSeq and is a predicted model, not a curated record. The transcript has 10 exons. The coding region runs from base 68 to 964 and encodes 298 amino acids. Gene Ontology annotation, molecular function: proton-transporting ATP synthase activity, rotational mechanism. Gene Ontology annotation, biological process: proton motive force-driven ATP synthesis.
GUGGGGAAGCUUCCGCGCAGGCGCCGUGAGGCCCGUCUGACCGACCUUCAGCCGGGCCGGUGCCACCAUGUUCUCUCGGGCGGGCGUCGCGGGUCUCUCGGCUUGGGCCGUGCAGCCGCAAUGGAUCCAAGUUCGAAAUAUGGCAACCUUGAAAGACAUUACCAGGCGACUAAAGUCAAUCAAAAACAUCCAGAAAAUUACCAAGUCUAUGAAAAUGGUAGCAGCAGCGAAAUAUGCCCGAGCCGAGCGGGAGCUGAAGCCAGCCCGAGUGUAUGGGAUAGGGUCUUUGGCUCUGUAUGAAAAGGCUGAUAUUAAGGUACCUGAAGACAAGAAGAAACACCUCAUCAUCGGUGUGUCCUCAGACCGAGGGCUUUGUGGUGCUAUUCAUUCCUCAGUGGCUAAACAGAUAAAAAGCGAGGUGGCCAAUCUCACAGCAGCUGGGAAGGAAGUUAAGAUUGUUGGAGUUGGUGAUAAAAUCCGGGGCAUCCUCCACAGGACGCACUCGGACCAGUUUCUAGUGACAUUCAAGGAAGUGGGGAGGAAGCCCCCCACCUUUGGGGAUGCGUCGGUGAUUGCCCUCGAGCUGUUAAAUUCUGGAUAUGAGUUUGAUGAAGGGUCUAUCAUCUUCAACCGAUUCAGGUCUGUCAUCUCCUACAAGACAGAAGAAAAGCCCAUCUUCUCCCUUGAUACCGUUGCAAGUGCUGAGAGCAUGAGUAUCUAUGAUGAUAUUGAUGCUGAUGUGCUGCGGAACUACCAAGAGUACAGCCUGGCCAACAUCAUCUACUAUUCCCUGAAGGAGUCCACCACGAGUGAGCAGAGCGCCAGGAUGACGGCCAUGGACAACGCGAGCAAGAAUGCUUCUGAAAUGAUUGAUAAAUUGACUUUGACAUUCAAUCGCACCCGCCAAGCUGUCAUCACAAAGGAGCUGAUUGAAAUCAUCUCCGGUGCUGCGGCUCUGGAGUAGUGAAAUCGAGUUCCGUCCACAGACAAGAGGUAAAGAAGAAUUCAGCCAGCUGGCUGUUUUUAGCUUUCUGCUGUCCUUGUCAGAAGAAGUUGUCGUUCCAUUGUCUAAAUUACUAAAGGCAGCAAGAUAUUUGUAAAUUAUCUUACAAUAAAUGAGUCACUAUACGGAAA